This is a messenger RNA of Vespa crabro (European hornet), 609 nucleotides long. RefSeq names its product fatty acyl-CoA reductase 1-like. Gene Ontology annotation, biological process: long-chain fatty-acyl-CoA metabolic process. The record is from RefSeq and is a predicted model, not a curated record. Gene Ontology annotation, cellular component: peroxisome. The coding region runs from base 97 to 594 and encodes 165 amino acids. Gene Ontology annotation, molecular function: alcohol-forming very long-chain fatty acyl-CoA reductase (NADP+) activity. NCBI's taxonomy places the organism in Eukaryota, Metazoa, Arthropoda, Insecta, Hymenoptera, Vespidae. The transcript has 3 exons.
GAAACACUAUCUUUAGUUAAAAACAUCCACAAAUUAACGACGAUUCAAACCUUCUACGUAAAUCAAUGUCUUUUUAUAACCGGCGGUACAGGUUUUAUGGGAAAAAUGUUGAUUGAAAAAUUAUUACGAGGAUGCCCUGGCAUCAACUGCAUUUACGUUUUGAUACGUAAGACAAACGAUAAAAGUAUCUCUAAAAAAAUGGAAGAAAAUGUCGAAAAUUCGUUAUUUGACACGCUGAGGAAGCAACAGCCAGGAUUCCAAAAUCGCAUAGUGGCGAUCGAGGGUGACUGUAGUUUGCCGAAUCUCGGUAUUUCGACAACCGAUAGAGCUAAACUCAUACGAGAAGUUUCUAUUGUUUUUCACGUUGCCGCUACUGUGCGGUUCAACGAGAAAAUUAAAUUGGCGGCAGCUAUUAAUGUUCAAAGCCUGAAGGAUUUGAUACACUUAUCUAAGGAAAUGUCGAAACUAAAGAGUUUCGUCCAUGUAUCAACGGCUUAUGCCAAUUGUCUUGAAAAUCAAAUCGUGGAGAAAUUUUAUGAUCCAUCGAUGAAUGCCGACGAAUUCAUCGAUUUGAUGGAAUCUAUGGAUGAGUAAUUGCUCGAUGAUGCU